Molecule: messenger RNA, 2739 nt
Organism: Drosophila gunungcola (fruit fly)
Lineage: Eukaryota; Metazoa; Arthropoda; Insecta; Diptera; Drosophilidae
Product: kelch-like protein 31
Exons: 1
Coding region: 1358-2674 (438 amino acids)
Molecular function (GO): protein binding
Source: RefSeq, a predicted model, not a curated record
AAACGUACAAUGUAAAUACCUUUUGAAGGCCCAUUCUUAAGCAGUAAUUCUUAUCAUAUUUUGGGAAUAAUCUUUUUAUUUGUACAUUACUUAAUCUUUUUUUUAGUAACCUUUCUAAAAAUGAGUCACUUUUGCAUAUGUUAACUGAUUUUGUUUAUCCGAAAAAAGCGGGCUGAAUGUUAAAUGUGAAUACCUGAUAAGAACGAAUGAUUAGCUGAUACAUACAUAUAUCUCUACACAUUUAAAAAAAUCUUAAUUGUUCACAAUUAUUUAUGAAUACCAGUUGUAACAUCAUAGUUUCUUUGGCUGUAAAAGUUGCUUUCGAUUCUGAUUGAGAUUUCAUAAAAAAAAAAUCAUUAACUAAUAGUAUUUCUUUCAGUGUUCAAUUCGUGUGUAUCGCUUGCUCGUUCAUUACUUUCAUUAUACAUUGUCAAUGCUCUGAUACCUGGUGUUUAUUACGCUCCAGGUCACGUUUGGCAGCAGCAAACUUCAUCACAUGCGUUGCCUCAGUGCUUACGGUUUGGCCGGCACUGGAGUUAACUGCCUUAACUGUAAUCUCAAGGGUUUCUUUGUUUACAUUUUAAAGAUAGGUAUAGCAUUAGAGGCUUGGAAAAACAAAAGCAGUUCCACAAUUCGAAGAUUUAUUUGACUCAUCCGCCGAGUGACCAUUGAUUGUUGUUAAGCUAAUGGUUGCAGAUAAGCUGCGGCUCACCGCGCAUUAAAUUUCAUAGUGAUGAGUAAUAAAACAAAAGUUGGCGAAAUGCCGCAUCUAAGGUCGUGGCGUAAAGCCUUCAACCUGAGAUACUUAGAUACCGAAUCGGACAUUUAACAGCGGCCAUCUGAGCAAACAGCAACCAGAUACAUACUUUCAUGAGCGUUUCAGUUAUUUUUGAUAACUACACGUACCCACCCGACUGACGAUGAGAAAAUAUUUACACUUCAGGGGGUUUACUCUUGUUUUUCGGUAUAUGUACAUCUUUCCUCUGGAGCAGCAUUGUUAUGUGGGCUGCCAUAAAUCCGAGAAUUGUUAAUGCAGCUGUCAUCUAUCCGCACACAGGUUGCAAAUCAAAUCAGGCGAAGCUCCCUUAUCUAUUUUGGCCAGCUUAUCUUGAUGAGCGGACACACACACCUGCUAAACGCACUUGAAAUACUUUUAGAUGGUGAGAUAUCUCUGAAUUCCCCCCACUCGUGAUCCUUGGGAAUCGUUGCUUUGCUCUUGACGUUUCACAAAUCAUUCCGAACUUGUGGAGUAUUUAUUUCUGACGCACACACCUUUCCCCACAUUGCUCAUUUCCAAUGAGAGCGCUUCCGGAGGAACCUGUCCGAGUGGUGAAGGCGUCUGCGAGAUUCAAAUGCAAUGCCCCAAGCAGACGGCACAGAUCCUGAAAACGAUUCCAGUUACUUCUUUGACACCGAUUCCCAGGAAUCAUCCACACCGCCCACCUAUGCAAUUAAAGAAGCGGAGGACGAUAUUCUAGAGACUCUGUACAACAAUCCGACUGCCAACAAUCGUGCUCCCUCCUCCGUGCUAAACAUCCAGCCUGGCCCCUUCAAUAAGCUUAACGAGCGUACUCUGUCCUCAUUGGGCUUCUCGUCAGCCAGUUCGAUCAAGACACGGGAAAUUCGCAAAUCACUGGCGGAGAAAUCAAAUUUGUACCCGGAACUUGUACAUCUUGUGCGGCGACGAGUCAAGCCCAAUUCGAUGAUCAACAUCGGAAAGAGCCAGCAUCCUGUGCAUCUAAUGGUGCUUCAGAGCUUCUCGCGAACGUUUCGUGAUGUCAGUAACGAGUUGAUCGUGGAUCUGGCCGAGGAGAAGGUGACGCCGCGCGCCUUCAGCCUAAUCUACGACUGGAUGAUCGAGGAUACGCCGAUUCUGCCGCGCCUCGGAUUGCUUGAGGUGCUCCAGGCUGCCAGUUUCUUGCAGAUUCCGCAGUUGGUCAGUCAGUGCAAGUAUUGUCUGGAUAAUGGCAUCAAGGAGGCGUCGGCAGCGAUGCUGUAUUUGGAGGCUAAGAUCCUGAAACUGGAGCAGAACCAUCGUCACUUUCUCAAACGUGUCUCCAAGUUCUUCCUCACGCUGGUGGCCUCCAAAGAGUUCCUGCGACUGCGGCUGAACCCCCUGCUCAUGCUGAUCAUGUCGAGCGAUAUUGGCGUUAAUACUGAGCUGGAGGUGUUCAUGGCAGCCGUUCGAUGGCUAAAUCACCAGUGGCCCCAACGGCAGGGAAACAUAGUUGCGGUUGCCACCAGCAUACGUUACGGUCUGAUCCCGCCGUGGUUGCUCAUCCGUUUGCAGAAGCCCGACAUCACCGCUGUGGAAGUGAGGAGAAUCGUAACGGAGUCAGAGGUGCGACAAGCCAUUCAUGACGGCAUCGCCUACACCACCACGCGACUCUUCUAUGGAGCUGAUCGCGAGGCCUUCAAAAAUCACUUGCACAAGACGAGCGCCCAGCCGCCGAAGCAGCGGAAUUGGAUCUACGAUCGAAAGUGCCGCUAUCACCAUCGCUUGCACUGCACGAUCACGUUGGACCUAACCUACGAAACGUUCGUGGAGUACCUAAACUAUCUGCAGAAGCAGAACCGGGACUAUUGGCAUUCCAUGGAACCCGCGGAGGCCAGCAAUGUGUGUUUCAGCUGCCAGGCCUCGGCCAAAGAAUCGGUUACAAACCAAUUGAUUUGACCUUAGAUUUUGUUUGUAAAAAUUGUGAAAAUAUAUCUUUAUACUUAUAUCUUAUAUUUUAGGUA